Messenger RNA from Staurois parvus, 381 nucleotides. The record is from the annotation of a GenBank genome assembly. NCBI's taxonomy places the organism in Eukaryota, Metazoa, Chordata, Amphibia, Anura, Ranidae.
CUAAAGGUACAGGACGACUUUGCUGCAUUGAGGGGCCAAUGGACGGGCCAUGUAUUGUAAAAUCUUGAAUGAGAACCUUAUUCCCUCAGCCAACACUGAAGAUGGAUGGUGGAUGGGUCUCCCAGCAUGACAAUGACCCAAAACAUACCUUCAAGGCAACAAAGGAGUGGCUCUAGAAGAAGCACAUUAAGCACUUGCCAUCCUGAGGAUUUACCCCCCUUAAUGACCAGGCUUCUUUUUGCUAUUCGGCUCUGCACUAUUUCAGCUGAUAAUUGCGCAGUCAUGCAAUGCUUCACCCAAACAAAAUUUACAUCCUUUUUUUCACACAAAUAGAGCUUUCUUUUGGUGGUAUUUGAUCACAUGUGCGGUUAUUAUUUUUUA